Molecule: messenger RNA, 1083 nt
Organism: Panicum virgatum (switchgrass)
Lineage: Eukaryota; Viridiplantae; Streptophyta; Magnoliopsida; Poales; Poaceae
Exons: 3
Coding region: 1-1083 (360 amino acids)
Source: RefSeq, a predicted model, not a curated record
AUGGAGGCAGUCGGCGGUCAGUCGUCGGGCCAGCGAGGUGCCGGCACCGAGCCACCGGUGCAGGCCGAGGGUGAAAACACGCGCGCGCGGUCGCUGGCCGAGAGGUUGGCUGCUCAGUCGAACGCGGGGUCCCUCGGACGGGUGUCGCCGCCAAGGCGUCAGACCGGCCCGGGCGCAGUAUCGUUCGUCAUAUGCACAUGCCGCGACCGGCACACCGCCGGCGACCUCCACGCGUCGCGCGCGCCGGCGAACCUCGCCCUCUGCGCGAGCCGUCCUUAUCCCCUUCAUGAAAGUCUCCACUGCCCGGGUCCCUUCACGGGCGCCCUCCAAGGCCCUCAAGAUGGGGAGGACCACGACGCCGAACUCGGCGCCGCAGCCCCCGAGCGGGGGGCCUCGGACGGCGGAGGAGAUCGUCGAGCAGUACCGAGCGGCGAUGGCCCAGGGGGCGCAUCGGCUCGUGCGCUGUCUGGUGCAGACGAAUCCGGUGGGUGCGUCCCGGAGGAGGGGGCUCGGCCAAGCGCCGAGGGACAAACCGGCCGGAGUGGCGCAGAGGAUGCUGCCCGGCCGGAAGCCGAGGGAGAGACCGGCCGGGGCGGCGCGAAGAAUGCCGCCCGGCCGGGCGUUGGCGAAGGAGGAAGGACCGACAGGGCUGCGCUGGAGCAGCCCGCCGGUCCGGUGGAGAGAGUGGACCCCGUCCCGGAGCCUGAGGUGGCCAGGGACGAGGAGGCCAUGAUGGAGCCGGCGGUGAUGCCGGUGCAACCGGUGGCGGAGCCGGUGCAGUCGGAGGUGGAAGUGCUAGAGACAGCGGAACCGGGGCAGCCCGAGCGCUCCGGCGUACUUGCGUCAAGUGCCGCGCUCGGCGAGGCCGGCACCAGCGGCCAGAUCGCAGCUGGUUCCAGGAGCGGUCUUGGGGCCGGUGCAUCUGGCGAAGGGGUGAGCCAGGUCGUCGUGCUGCGAGGUGUCCCCAAGGACUUCAUCCGUGCCGAGUACGAGGAGGAAGAGGUCUGGCAAGAGCAGCUCGAGCUCGGCGGUGCGAUAAACGCCGACCUCCAGCAUGCCGCGCAGAGCCAUUGGCAAGAGUAG